Messenger RNA from Suillus paluster, 1135 nucleotides. RefSeq lists its product as uncharacterized. Lineage: Eukaryota; Fungi; Basidiomycota; Agaricomycetes; Boletales; Suillaceae. Bases 43 to 1080 code for a protein of 345 amino acids. The record is from RefSeq and is a predicted model, not a curated record. The transcript is spliced from 3 exons.
CAGCAUCCUGUGACCUCCGCCUACUUUAUCUUCUUCAUCUCCAUGAAUUCGGCAGACUUUAGCACCAACAGGCACUCUGCCAACGUGCACACGGCCGUCAAACAUACGGAUCUUUACUUCAACGACGGAAAUAUCGUUAUACUCGCCGGCACGUCCUAUUUCUUGGUUCAUCGAGGUCUUGUCUCGCGGCAUUCCGAGGUUCUAGAUCAGCUCAUGCGCUCCAUGGACAACGCUCCAGCAUUCGAAGGCUGCCCAGUUCUCAUCUUACCAGACCAAUCUAUAGACAUAGAACACUUCUUGAAAGCGUUAUAUGAUGGAAUAUCUUUUGUAACAUAUGAUUCACAGGGUUUUCCAACGGUCUCAGGCCUUCUCCGCAUGUUGACCAAGUACAAGGUGCACCAUCUCCGGAAGGAUAUCUUACGUGCGCUCUCCGCCUCCUGGCCUACUACCCUUACCCAAUGGGACGCGCGUGAGGCUUCUGUGACCGAAAAAGAUGGUACAUAUACACCACGCGAAUCUCUGCCUCACCCUAUAGAAAUCAUCAAACUUGCUCGUGAAAUCGAUUACCCGCCACUUGUCCCAUCCGCGAUGUACGACCUAUCUCGUUCCACUCCAAGUCAGGCCGCGGUCGGUAUCGUGUCACCACUCACCGGAAAACAAGUCACAUUAGAAUACGCCGACCUUCUAAGCGUUCUGAAAGGUCGCGAACAGGCUUCUCGUUUCUUCUCAACGUUCAUCGUCAACCAUCUCGAAGGAAGGCAUGUCUCUCGAUUGUGUCAAUAUCGCAAGGAUAGCCACCCCGUCAACAAGACCUGUCAGAUCGCGUUCGAGGCCAUCACAUUCGAACUUCUGCAAGACAUCAACGGCAUCAUCAGCAACCGCACCUCCGAUCCACUGUACGCGAUGUCUGAAGCAGAACAAAUGCAGCUCCGUGACGACCCGUUGGGCAGCGAAGUUUCUCCCAUGAAAACGUGCGAAACCUGCCGGGGUGACUUCGGGGCGGAAGUCGAUGCAGCAAAGGAAGAGUUCUGGAAAAAGUUGCCCAAGUGGUUCGAUAUAGAUGUUUCACCCUGGGGUUGAUUAUCGUCAAUUCUUGUAUUCCGUUUCUUGUUUUGUACUUACUGUGGGUUGCAAC